GAAGACGGGUAGGGAGGGGCCGGCGCCCGGGUAGCGGGCAGGGAGCGGGAGCGCCGAGGCCGAGACCCCCGCCCGCGCUCGCGGAGGAGCCGCGCUGUUAGGCCGGCCCGGCGGCAGGCCCGGUCUGAGGUCUGGCAGCCAGUGACAGAGCCGGGCGUCCACGGCCCGAGCGCCCCCAGCAGCACCAUGCCUGCGCUCCUGGAGCGCCCCAAGCUUUCCAACGCCAUGGCCAGGGCGUUGCACCGGCACAUCAUGAUGGAGCGGGAGCGCAAGCGGCAGGAGGAAGAAGAGGUGGACAAGAUGAUGGAACAAAAGAUGAAGGAAGAGCAGGAGAGAAGGAAAAAAAAGGAAAUGGAAGAGAGAAUGUCACUAGAGGAGACCAAGGAACAAAUCCUGAAGUUGCAGGAGAAGCUUUCGGCCCUCCAGGAAGAGAAGCACCAGCUUUUCCUGCAGCUCAAGAAAGUUUUACAUGAGGAAGAAAAACGGAGGCGGAAGGAGCAGAGUGACCUGACCACUCUGACAUCGGCAGCAUACCAGCAAGGCCUGACUGUUCACACAGGAACUCACCUCCUCAGCAUGCAGGGGAGCCCCGGAGGACACAAUCGGCCAGGCACCCUCAUGGCAGCUGACAGAGCCAAACAGAUGUUCGGCCCCCAAGUGCUUACAAACCGACACUACGUGGGCUCAGCAGCUGCUUUCGCAGGGACCCCGGAGCAUGGGCAGUUCCAAGGCAGCCCCGGCGGCGCCUAUGGGACUGCUCAGCCCCCACCUCACUAUGGACCCACCCAGCCUGCCUAUAGUCCUAGUCAGCAGCUCAGAGCACCUUCGGCAUUUCCUGCAGUGCAGUACCUGUCUCAGCCACAGCCACAGCCCUAUGCUGUGCACAGCCACUUUCAGCCCACCCAGACAGGCUUCCUCCAGCCCGGUGGCGCCCUGUCCUUACAAAAGCAGAUGGAACACGCUAACCAACAAACUGGCUUCUCUGACUCAUCCUCCCUACGCCCCAUGCAUCCCCAAGCUCUGCAUCCAGCCCCUGGACUGCUUGCCUCACCCCAGCUCCCUGUGCAGAUGCAACCAGCAGGAAAGUCGGGCUUUGCAACCACCAGCCAGCCUGGCCCUCGGCUCCCCUUCAUCCAGCACAGCCAGAACCCGCGAUUCUACCACAAGUGACCAUCAGAGUCUAUCAACCUCGCUCCCAGCCCCUGCCCCCUACUGUGGGGGAGGAUCCCUGGUGUGCCUCAGUCCCAGGCCAAUAAAAUCUACCUGCCACUGCC
This is a messenger RNA of Sus scrofa (pig), 1274 nucleotides long. RefSeq names its product G protein pathway suppressor 2 (gene GPS2). Gene Ontology annotation, cellular component: transcription regulator complex. The record is from RefSeq and is a predicted model, not a curated record. Lineage: Eukaryota; Metazoa; Chordata; Mammalia; Artiodactyla; Suidae. Gene Ontology annotation, biological process: regulation of transcription by RNA polymerase II. Gene Ontology annotation, molecular function: transcription coregulator activity.